AUGGCUGCGCCUUUCAAAGUCAUCAUCGCGGGCGGAGGUCUUUCCGGUUGCUUGCUCGCCAAUGGCUUGAUGAACAACGGUGUCGACGUGGCAGUCUACGAGAGAGACUCGGCAGAUGUCAAGAGAGAAGGAUUCCAGAUUCGACUGGGCGAAAGCGCGAUGACUGGAUUCCGAGCUUGUCUGAAGCCCUCCGAGAUCGCAACCAUACAAUCGAAGUUCAGCCAGAUGUCCACGACAGGACUUACAGCCCCGGCGAUAUGCAACACUAAGUUCCAGACCGUUCUCGACCUUGGACAGCUACCUUCCUACAGCGCUUCAUGGGGAAUCAAUCGAGUUGUUCUUCGUGACAUACUCGUCAACCCUCUGAUCGAAAGAGGCUGCAUCCACUUCGGCAAAGCAUUUGAAGGUUAUGAGAUUGUUCGUCGGAGCGAUGGCCAGGAAAGUGUCAAAGUCCACUUCGCAGACGGAACUACGGAGUCAUGCGAUGUGUUGAUCGGGGCGGAUGGUAGCGGGUCAAGAAUCAACAAGCAAGUGGGAGCUCGUAACCUGGUACCUGUCGAUAGUCACGUCAUGAUCCUCACGAAAGGACCCCUUCCUUCGAACUGGACUGAGAAGCUACCUCCGCGAUUGCUCAAGAGUCCGAUACUCGUUUUUGCGGGAGGAAUUUCCAUGUACUAUGCAUUAUUCCUUCCUGCUGCUGAUGAAGCACCCGACGGCUCGAAAGACGGACAAAGAUUCAACACCAAAGAGGCAUCUUUCUACUGGGGGUUCCUCAUUCCCAAAGAUCGUGUUCCGACAGACAAGAAGUUUUCGGAGAUGAAGGACCCGCUUGGGGUAUGCCUUGAGGUAACCAAAGACUGGGCACCAGAGUACCGUACGAUGUUGGAGACAGGAUCAGAGGACAAGAACAGAGAUCAGGUUACCGCUACACAGAUCCGAGCGAGCAAUAGACUCUCGAAGAGCUGGAGGAAGAACGUCAAGAAAACCACUGGCGACGAGGGGCAUCCGCGGGUGUGGCUCAUUGGUGAUGCGGUGCAUGCAAUGCAACCAAAUAGAGGCAUGGGGGGCAACCAGGCAUUCCAUGACUGCGCCGAUGCACUGCCCCGACUUCUCGAGCUGAAGGAGAAAGCACAAUCUGGGUCGAAACCUUCGACAGAAGACGUCAGUGUCGCAUGCAACCGUUAUGAAAGCGCCAUGAUCGAUCGGGCUUUCCCAUGGGUUAGUAAGAGUGGAGGUACAAGUGUUCCCACAAUCAAUCUCGAUGGUAUUCUCGGGACAAUACUGUGGGCCGUUGGCACUUUCUUGGUUUCUGGUUACGUCUUCAUGGCCCAGCUUCUGAAAUCUGGAGUAAGAAGCUCAUAG
Messenger RNA from Colletotrichum karsti, 1362 nucleotides. RefSeq names its product putative FAD dependent oxidoreductase. The transcript has 6 exons. Gene Ontology annotation, molecular function: FAD binding. The record is from RefSeq and is a predicted model, not a curated record. Bases 1 to 1362 code for a protein of 453 amino acids. Lineage: Eukaryota; Fungi; Ascomycota; Sordariomycetes; Glomerellales; Glomerellaceae.